Molecule: messenger RNA, 1514 nt
Organism: Xiphias gladius (swordfish)
Lineage: Eukaryota; Metazoa; Chordata; Actinopteri; Istiophoriformes; Xiphiidae
Gene: decr1
Product: 2,4-dienoyl CoA reductase 1, mitochondrial
Exons: 12
Coding region: 124-1245 (373 amino acids)
Biological process (GO): fatty acid beta-oxidation
Cellular component (GO): mitochondrion
Molecular function (GO): 2,4-dienoyl-CoA reductase (NADPH) activity
Source: RefSeq, a predicted model, not a curated record
CCCCACUGUCCAACCCGCACUCUGACUCCACAUCAUCCACACCUGAGAGACAGACAGUUGGAGACAGUAGGUGCAGGUCUCACCUGAGCGUACUGUUGUUUGAGAGGUCCGGACAGACGCAGGAUGCAGCAAACAUCAGACCCUAAACUGCAGAACAAGAAACAGAUUAAUCCACCACUUCAGCCCCACCACAACACAGACCUCCAUAUUGGUAUGAUCCGGAUCAAGGGUCAUCACGGCCUGAACAACAUGGCGGUGUUUCGGAAAGGAGUCGUACUUUUUAGAGCCGUGAGGACUUCACUUCACAGGUCAUGGUUCCACCGCUCGGCGGUUCUUCAGUCAAGUUCUACUCCUCAGUCAGGGUUCUUCACUCCAGUUGAAGGCGUCAUGCUGCCAGCGGGAACUUUCAACAACAGAGUGGCCUUCAUCACAGGAGGGGGGACAGGACUGGGCCGAGCCAUGACCACCACCCUGUCACAGCUGGGAGCUCAGUGUGUCAUCGCCAGCAGGAAGUUGGACGUCCUGCAGCAGACAGCCGAGGAGAUCAGCAGCCAGACUGGAAACAAGGUCCACGUGGUUCACUGUGAUGUCAGAGAUCCUCAGGCCGUCUCUCAUUGUGUCGACCAGAUGGAGAGUUUAACAGGACUUCCUAAUGUGAUCAUCAACAACGCAGCAGGAAACUUUGUCUGCCCGUCAGAGAAUCUGUCACCAAACGGCUGGAAGAGCAUCACAGACACUGUCCUGAACGGGACAGCCUUUGUUACUCUGGAGUUGGGCAAGAGACUGAUCCAGAAUCAGAAAGGUGCUUCCUUCCUGGCCAUCACCACUAUCUACGCUGAGUCUGGUUCUGGUUUUGUGGUCCCAAGUGCAUCAGCGAAGGCCGGAGUUGAGGCUCUCUACAAGUCUCUGGCUGCAGAGUGGGGGCGCUAUGGCCACAGGUUCAACAUCAUCCAGCCUGGACCAAUCAAAACCAAGGGGGCGUUCAGUCGUCUGGACCCCACAGGAGCGUUUGAGAAGGCGAUGAUUGGUCGGAUCCCGACGGGUCGACUUGGAAAACCAGCAGAAAUUGCAAACCUGGCAGCGUACAUGAGCAGCGACUACGCUACCUGGAUGUCUGGAGCUGUGAUUCGGUUUGAUGGAGGAGAGUAUGUGUCGAUGGCAGGCGAGUUCAACGAGCUGCGCAGAGUGACUCCAGAUCAGUGGAAGAUUAUGGAGGCGAUGAUCAGAAGCACUAAAGGAUCCUAAAAACGCAUCAACCGAUCUGAUCACUGUGAUGUAACCAUGGAGAUGGUGGGACCCAUCCAUUUGCUGAUGUCAUUAUGAUGUCUUCAUGAUGAGACGACUGACAUCUGAGUUGAGAGUUUUGUUAUUUACAAAACGGCUGAUCGAUCAGCCUCACCAACAGAAAAAACUGUGGGUUUGUAGCUGAUGGGGAUGUCGUGACUGCAUAUGCUUUGGUAAACACAAAUACAUUUGUGACAGUUUGAUAAUAAAACAGUGAAGUUGAAUCCUCA